This is a messenger RNA of Plasmodium inui San Antonio 1, 975 nucleotides long. RefSeq lists its product as hypothetical. The transcript has a single exon. The record is from RefSeq and is a predicted model, not a curated record. Lineage: Eukaryota; Apicomplexa; Aconoidasida; Haemosporida; Plasmodiidae. The annotation marks the transcript as partial.
CAAAACCCAAAGGUCAAGAAGCAAAGGAAAGAGGAUCGGUACAGGAUAAAUAAGGCACCAGGGAUGACAAGUUUCCACGACUAUCUAAGGUCCCUAGAGGAUCAAGCCGAAAAGAGGACCCAAACGAGGACAAACCAGUAUGCAGGAACGAGCUUGACAGACUUAAAGGAGGCCAGGCAUUCGUUUGCCGUGGGGAGUAGUCGGAGCAGAUGGAUGACAAUGGCCAAGACGUCGAACACCGUCGUCCCUGGAACAGACAGGGCGGCAGAGAUGAUUUGUCGGACAGUGGAGAAAUGGAUGGCAAGUUUAGAGGGGCGAGUCUUUCACCAAGACACCUUAAGAGAAGGAAGUUGCAAGGCAGAAGAAAUUGCUCUGACCGGGGUAGCAGCAGGAGCACACAAAUGUAAGCCAAACCCAAGCCACCUGAGAUGGACUCAGUUUGGCAAGAGGACAGAACUGGAUCCUGACAAGCAGGAGCAGAGGAGUCUGAUGAUUUGUAUGGACAUUAUUUCAAUAAUCUGGACAGUCUACCAAAACGUGAAGCAACAGGACGGGCGCAUAGAAUAUGAAGGCGUUGAUAUAUGCAAAGUCUUAAGGAAAUGGUUCGAGGAGUGGGGAGGGAAAAAGGUCUCAGAACGUCUUAUGGCACUUUUGUAUUCACAAGGGCAGGAGAUGGAGCUGGCAACCCACGUUAAGAUAAAAAUGAGCGACCGAGCAGAUAGAUUCUGGGCGAGGAUGAUUGGUCACCAACUAAUCUAUCUUUGGGGAGUACAGUGUCCAGGGACAUAUCACGACGGAGAGCAACCAGAUCAUUCCUGCGUCUAUGUGAAGAACGCAGGGGACUGUCAGAUCCUUGACGAUAGCACAUUCCAGCAAUGGGAGGUGAGCAUAGGAGUACUAAAAAGUUACUUGAGAGGAGCGUCAAACAGAGUGAGGGUAAGGGCUAUGGCCCCACAAUCCCGACCCCAGGAAUGA